Colletotrichum higginsianum IMI 349063 is the source of this 2760-nucleotide messenger RNA. RefSeq names its product Arrestin domain-containing protein. Gene Ontology annotation, molecular function: protein-macromolecule adaptor activity; ubiquitin protein ligase binding. The coding region runs from base 1 to 2760 and encodes 919 amino acids. Gene Ontology annotation, cellular component: cytoplasm; cytosol. Lineage: Eukaryota; Fungi; Ascomycota; Sordariomycetes; Glomerellales; Glomerellaceae. The transcript has 2 exons. The record is from RefSeq and is a predicted model, not a curated record. Gene Ontology annotation, biological process: ubiquitin-dependent endocytosis.
AUGCCGACCACCAUGACAGACUCGGAGCGAUCUCGGCGUACGGAAAAUUGGAUUCCUACAUCCACCCGAGGCGGCGUCUACUACUGCCCCAGAUAUCUCCUCGACCCUCCCACACCACAACAAAACCGCCUACCGACGCCGCCCAUCCGCGCCCGCCAGGUCAGACCACGAUCAAUACACAUCACCUCGUGGCCAUCGGGCUUCGUACCCCACGAACUCAGGCCGCAGCCCGAACGCCCCGCCAAGAGGAGGAAACCGUCCAAGGCCGUCUCGCCGACAACGACAUCGCUGGGGAAGUCGUCGCUGAAGUUCAGCAUCAAGCAGUUCUUCUCCCUCUCUCAGAAGCAGGUUCCCAGCAGAUCCGCGUCGUGCUCGUCCACCCUUUCGAGACCGACCCUCUCGAGACCACCCAGCAGAGCCACGAGCCUCCUCAACAGACUCUCCACCUACCGCGAGGUGGACUUGGUGGUACCCGAGGAAGACACCAUGGCCCUGCGAUCGGCCGCCAUGGCCGAGGCCCUGCGCCCGCCCCUGAUGAGCUCUACAUACAACACACCCGGCCAGCGUAGCAGCUUGAUGUCGGUACGGAGCGCCAAGAGCAACGUGACGUCCAUGGUCACCGAGAUCCCCAAGCCCGUGGCGCACGGCAGCGGCGUCAGCUGCUCGAUCCUCAUGGCCGAGCCCAACAUCUUCCUGACGGGCUUCGACCACGACGGGCACCGACAGCACUCGCAAGGCGGCACGGCGCUGCUGCGCGGCAAGCUGCAGUUGAAGGUCACCAAGAACGUCAAGAUCAAGGGCGUCAGCCUGAAGCUGGUCGGCAAGGCGCGCACGGAAUGGCCCGAGGGGAUCCCCCCGCUCAAGGUCGACCUGUACGAGGAGGAAUCGUUGCGGACGCAGGUCCUGACCUUCUUCAACGCCGUCAACGACGGAUGGGAAUCCGAGUACGGCAACCAGUGCGUCUACAUGCUGAAGAACAGCUCCUCCAACUCGUCAUCGACGAACCUGCCCGUGUCCAGCUCGCCCCGCAACUCCAUGUCGCCGUCGAUGCUGUCGGUACCGCACAACAGGCAACAACAGGGCGGCCUCACGGCCAAGGAGCUGAAGCGUCUGUCUCUGCAGUCGAACCAAUCGCGUAGCUUCGGCAAGGGCGACAACCCCAGCGGCAACCAGGCCAAGGGCUACAAGGUGUUUUACCCUGGCGUGUACGAGUACACCUUUGAGCUGCCCAUCGACCACCACCAGCUGGAGACGACCAAGCUGCAGUAUGGAUCCGUCAAGUGGGAGCUGCAGGCGACGGUCGAGCGCGCCGGCGCUUUCAAGCCCAACCUGCAUGGGUCCAAGGAGGUGGCCAUCGUGCGCGUCCCGGACCAGCUUUCGCUGGAGAUGACGGAGCCCAUCUCCAUCAGCCGACAGUGGGAGGACCAGCUACACUACGACAUCAUCAUCUCGGGGAAAUCGUUCCCCAUCGGCACCAAAAUCCCCAUCGCCUUCAAGCUGACGCCGCUUGCCAAGGUCCAGGUCCACAAGCUCAAGGUCUUCGUCACGGAGUCGGUCGAAUACUGGACCAACGACCGCAGAGUGACGCGCAAGGACCCGGGCCGGAAGAUACUCCUUCUCGAGAAGACGGCCGGGAAGCCCUUGGACGCAGCCUACGCCUCAUCGGACGUCCGCGUGCUCAACGGUGGCGAGCUGACGCCGCGUCAGCGCCGGGAAGCCCGCGAGUCCGCGGCCAUGCGCCGCGCCGCCGACGCCUCCCGCCAUGGCGUGAUGCCGCAGCCUCUUCCCGAACCGGUCGACAAUAUUCUGGGCGACUUGGACCUCGGUCUGGAGAGCUACUGGGGCUCGACCGAGAUCGAGAUGAACGUCCAGCUGCCCACUUGCGAGACCAUGGCCAAGAGCAAGGAGUUGCGCUUGCAUCCCGAUUGCAGUUGGAAGAACGUCAACGUGUACCACUGGAUCAAGAUUGUCAUGAGAAUCUCCCGUCUUGAUCCUGAGGAUCCUACCGGUACCAAGCGCCGUCACUUCGAGAUCAGCAUCGACUCGCCGUUUACGGUCCUCAACUGCCGCGCCACGCAAGCCAACACGUCGUUGCCCGAGUACUCGGGUCCCGACGUGGGCUUAAACCAGAGCCGCCAGACGUCGUGCGGAUGCCCGGAUGCGGUGACCAUCUCUGGGCCCGCCGAAGGGUCGCCAAACAACUUGUCGACCGGCGCCCUCACAGUCCUGGACGGAUCCGACAACCUUCCCGCUCCGCCUCAAGCGGCACAUCUCCCGUCUCCGCAGCCGACCACGAGCGGCCCCGGCCGUGCCUCGCCGCCGAAUUCCCAAACCUCCAUGGACCCGCACGCCGACACUCACCCGCGCCCGAUCCAUCUCCUACGCGUGCCGUCAUACAACCCUCCGGCCUUCGAUGCCGAGACGCCGCCGCCGCCGCACGCCGGGCACGAGCUCCCCUUGCAGACGCCGCCGCCGCAGUACGACGUAAUCGUGGGCACCCCCAGCGUGGACGGCAUGGCCGACUACUUUGCGCGGCUCGCCGACUAUGGCUAUGACGAGGCCGAGGAGGACUCGGAUUCGGACGAGGGUCCGGCGCGUAUCUCGGAGCGUGGUGGCCGCGUCAACGUUGCGCAUCCCCGCACUCCGGGUGGUAGACGCGCGCCCAGCCGGAGCCUGGACAUCCGCCGGCCACCUCUGGAGCUGCGGCUGGAGUCGUUGCCAGCGCUCAGGAGGAACGAUGUGCCAUCACAGAUCAACUGA